UUCUAUAUAUAGAUUGUAUAGGAAUUGUAAUUCAUCAAGCUUGUAAUACAUCAAUCAAUAAUAUACAUCAAUUUUUCUUACAUGGUAUCAGAGCUAGGUUAAGAACUUAGUGAUUCCGCUUCAUCGGCGGGCGGCAGCCUCACCUUGGCCGUCCGCCGGACAAACCAAAAUUUUCUAAUUCUCUCUCUCCUUCCUCCAUACCCUCACCCACAUACCAGUGCACAAAAGCCUCUCUCUCUGUCGGCCCUGCAUCGUAAUGGAGGCGGCUGUUGUAACUCAAACGAAUGUUGGUGCUGCUGCUAAUCAGGACAAGGAUCAAUCUCAUUCCGAAGUCAAGCUCUUCACCAGAUGGGUCUUUGACACCAUUCAGAUCAGUGACAUGUCUGUAACAGAUUACAUUGCUGUGAAUCCUGUAACGCACGCAACUUAUGUGCCUCACACAGCUGGAAGGUACUCAGUCAAGCGGUUUAGGAAAGCCCAGUGCCCAAUUGUGGAGAGGCUGACCAACUCUUUGAUGAUGCAUGGGCGACACAAUGGUAAGAGGCUUAUGGCGGUCCACAUUGUUAAGCAUGCAAUGGAAAUUAUCCAUCUGCUGACUGAUCUACAUCCCAUUCAAAUCAUUGUUGAUGCUGUUAUCAACAGUGGACCAAGGGAAGAUGCAACCAGAAUUGGUUCUCGGUUGGGAGAGAGAAGACACUCAACCACACCACUCUCACAAGAGCAUCUCUCUCAUCUCCGAACAAGUCUCUCUCAUCCUCAAAGAGAUCGAUUCUUCUCAGAAAAAAAGAUCUUUCACGCCCAACAUCGCAAACGAGCUCAAACUCUUCCUCACACAACACGAGCUUCCACUUGGCCGAGAUUCACGAACUGGGAUCACUGA
Molecule: messenger RNA, 880 nt
Organism: Camellia sinensis
Lineage: Eukaryota; Viridiplantae; Streptophyta; Magnoliopsida; Ericales; Theaceae
Source: RefSeq, a predicted model, not a curated record